This is a messenger RNA of Staurois parvus, 687 nucleotides long. The record is from the annotation of a GenBank genome assembly. NCBI's taxonomy places the organism in Eukaryota, Metazoa, Chordata, Amphibia, Anura, Ranidae.
GGCAGGCACAGGGCCCCCAGGAGGAGCGGCGGGCGCCGGGCCCCCAGGCGGGGCGGCGAGCGCGCGGGCCCCCAGGCGGGGCGGCGGGCCCCCAGGCGGGCGGCAGCGGCAGGCACCGGGCCCCCAGGCGGGGUGACAGGCACCGGGCCCCCAGGCGGGGCGACAGGCACCGGGUCAUCAGGCACGACAGCGGGCAUCGGGUCACCAGGCAUCAGCAGGCAUCGGGUCACCAGGUAUGACAGCGGGCACUGGGUCACCAGGCAUCAGGUCAUUUGGCUCGCCAGCGGGCACCGGGCGUCAUCUGGCAAGGCAGUGGGCACCGAGUCACCAGGCACGACAGUGGGCUCCGAGUCACCAGGCAUGACCGCGGGCACUGGGUCAGACAUUGGAUCAUCUGGCUCGACAGCGGGCAUCGGGUCAUCAGGUACCGGAUCGUCUGGAUCGACAGCGGGCACCGUGUCAUCUGGCUCGACAGCGGGCAUCGGGUUACCAGGUAUGACAGCGGGCACUGGGUCAUCAGGCAUUGGAUCGUCUGGCUCGACAGUGGGCAUCGGGUCACCAGGCAUUGGAUCGUCUGGCUCGACAGCAGGCAUCGGGUCACCAGGCAUGACAGCGGGCACCGGGUCAUCAGGCAUGACAGCGGGCACUGGGUCAUCAGGCAUUGGAUCGUCUGGCUCGACAGCGGGC